Messenger RNA from Linepithema humile (Argentine ant), 443 nucleotides. Lineage: Eukaryota; Metazoa; Arthropoda; Insecta; Hymenoptera; Formicidae. The record is from RefSeq and is a predicted model, not a curated record.
AUGCCAUAUCUAAACAACGUAUACAGAAUUUACGUGGUGGUGGAUGAACCAGUUGAAGUUAUACAAUGCAAGGAUCAAUCGUCCGUUUGUCAAGAAUACGAUUCUCAUCGCACAGUUGACUGUAAUUACGAUCUUAGUUUUCUCCUACGCAAUCCUGAUGCUUCAACGUAUGAAUUAAGCGACGUAGAAGUACUACAGCGAGCUCUUUUGGAAAGUAAGCUGUCUGACGAUCCUCGAAUUACGUUUGAUCAUUUCUUCGCAAAGACGCCAACUCCGUACACGUGCGAAUGGAAGGAAGUAGACAGGCAAUUGAAAAUCUUGAUGAAAGGUUUUCCGCGGGCAAAGAUGACAGCGAUCCAUGAAACAUUUCCGGAACAGCAGACAAUGCAUUCAUAUUCAACAGACAAAAGCUUAAAGAAAAUAUAAAUUCUGCAACAUAUUUU